Molecule: messenger RNA, 5642 nt
Organism: Hydractinia symbiolongicarpus
Lineage: Eukaryota; Metazoa; Cnidaria; Hydrozoa; Anthoathecata; Hydractiniidae
Exons: 17
Coding region: 75-3914 (1279 amino acids)
Biological process (GO): G protein-coupled receptor signaling pathway; cell surface receptor signaling pathway
Cellular component (GO): membrane
Molecular function (GO): G protein-coupled receptor activity
Source: RefSeq, a predicted model, not a curated record
GUUUAUGCAGUAAUUUAACUUUUGUCUGUAGGAUAAAGACAUACGAAGAGAAGUAAUACAUUUAUGAAAAGAAGAUGCCAAACUUAUUGGUUUUAGUUGCGUUCCUAAAAAUUGCAACAACUCAAGAUAUCAAAUUUUCACCAAGCAUUGCAACAAUACCAAAUCUGGUUAAGACAAAAGCAGUAAUCCCGGGGUGCAGAUUCACAUCAACUGGUAACAUUUCAAAUGAUAACCUGCUGUGGUUCAAAAAUGGUACGGCAUUUCAAACUCAUGUUACAGCAUCACCAAUCGUUGAAACCAAUAUAUUCUCAUUUUCGAAUAUUGUAUUAAAAUCAACGUCGUUCCAGGAUGAAGGUGUUUACCAAUGUGGCAUUAAAGUUAAUGAUACGAGCAUCAUUUUAUCGGAUGGAAUCCAGUUGGUGGUUAGAGAAAUAGAUGUCCGAAUAACGUCUGUUCCAGUGGCAUUGAAGCGUAAAGAUAAAGGAUCAAUAACCAGCCUAUCUGGUUGUGUCUUCACUUCAAGUGUAAGCCUAAAAGGUCAUGCCUACUGGUUGGUUAACAAUGACGAUGAGAGAAAAAAAUCCAUUGAUAUAUCGCUACUUAAUUCAACACAUUAUGUAUUAUCGUCCAUUGUGUUUUUUGAAGAUGGUUUUUAUCAAUGUCGAGUGUUCGAUCCUGAGCGGAUGAAAACACCUGUUGAUUCUAAAAACGCUACUACCAUAAAUAUGGAAGCAAACAUUGGAAAUCCAACUGUAUCUGUGCUGCCUAUCUAUGCUGGCGACGCCCUCGAUCUUAUUGGCUGUGUAUAUAACCACACACCAGGUGUUAACCUUCAAAGUUACUGGCUGGUAAACGGUGUGAAUACCAGUUACGCUUCUAACACACAUGGAUCGCAAUUUCAAAUUCGUUCUUUAAAAAUUCCUGUUACCAGUUUAAAUGACCGUGGACGUUAUCAAUGUGCUAUCUAUUCAAAACAAUGGAUGAAAAAACCGAUGUUAUCUGAUGUUAUUAAUGUUGAUUUUAAAGCAAUUACAGUCAUUAUAACAAGGCAUCCAAAAGUUCUCACUGCAAACAAAGCCAACACUGUCUAUGUAACUGGCUGUUCAUAUACUUCAACUCGAAGGUUAACAAAACCUUCAUACUGGUUGCUUAACGGCAAACCGCUUGAACAAAGUAUAAAAACUGUUGAUGAGUUAGUUCAAAACGAAUACGUCAUGCCCUCUCUUCGUAUUAAUAGCUAUAACAUGAGUGGUAUUUUCCAAUGCGUGAUAUUCGACAGCGAUUUAAUGUCAAAGGAGGAAAUUUCUGAUGCCACUGUCGAGGUCGUUCUUGAAGAGCCACAUAUUCAAACAAAUAUAUCAACAGUGAAAAUACCCACAAGAAAUAACGAAUCACUAUUUAUCGAAGGAUUCACAAUAUUUUCUUCGAUACCGCAUGACAAUCUGCAAGCUUACUGGUUAAAAAAUGGCGUCCAUAAAAUAAAAAGCGAACUUUUUGCGUUACCACAACAAAAUUUGUUUAAACUUUCGCCCAUAAAUGAGAGUGCAUUUAGCUAUGACAAUCAAGGCUUUUAUCAAGCUGUAGUCGAAAUUUCUGGUUAUCCACGAAACAUCACUUCACAGAUUAUUGAUGUACAACUCAAAGAUGUCUCUCACACUGUUGUCACUCUUCUGAUUGACGAUACAUUCAACAACGUGAAUUCAUCCGCAGAAAAACGUCGAAUCGAAAAUAAAAUCAAGUUAUUGUUACCAAAAGCAGAUAAACAUGAAGAUGUGGUUGUAAGCGUCACCCAACUAAGUCCAACGCAGCAAGAUAAAGUCGAACUUGUGUGUCGCAUACUGUAUACAAACAUAUCUCCAGUGAAGCGUUUAAUACUCUGUGAUGCAUUUGGUGAUAAAAUAAACGUGGGAACGCUGAAAGAGAUAAAAGUUACAACGGUGGAACUUCAAAGUUUAGAUUGCUGUCCAUCAAGUAAUAAUGAUGUCUUAUACGAAAACAAUAAAACGUUGGUUGGUACUUUUGCACUCUUCAAGUGUAAACACAAUCUAACAAAUACCAUAUACAGGACAUGUAUGCCAAGUCUUCAGUUUGGUCCAAGAUGGUCAGAUGUAGAUAUGAGCAAAUGCUUAUCAGCAAGAGCUGUCAGUCAGGAGUUGCAAGACUUACAAAAUGUUAAAAUUUGUGGUGCAAAAAACGAAACAAAUUGUCUUAGUGCUGCAGAAGUUUCCAAAAACCUGACGCGUACCGUUACCAACUCAGAUUCUAAACGUGUAAAUUCAAAAGAAGUGUCAGCAAUAGGUGACGUCAUCUCAAAUAUUGUCACUGAAUUGCAGACAUUGAAUGCAAGCAGUCAAAAAGAGGUUUUGAAUGAUAUUGUUAAUAUCGCAGACAGCUUAAUCGAUGUAGAACCACGUACAUUGGUGCAAUCUCAAAGAAACCAUAACACGUCAACUUCUAUUUUAAACAGUUUGGACAUUUUAGCUGAAACAAUAAGCGAUAUAUCAAAUGCAUCCAACAUAGCCAUCAACAUUUCCACCAAAAAUGUCGGAUUCAGUGUUGUCAAAAGUACCAGGACUAAUAUUACCAUACAAUCGAGAGAAAGAAAUGGGACUAUGGAUGUUGUUAUUGGUGACACAACGCAAAAAUUGGGCAAAUUGUUGGUGACUAUUGCUAUUCCAGAGGAAGCAUUUAAAGAGGAAGAAGGAAUGGUAUAUUCCUAUUCCUUCAAAAAAAAUAGUUUCUUCUUGCGAGAAAAGAAAAACAACAAAUUAAUCGUGCAAAGUGUAAUAUUGUCAGCGUCUAUAAGAAACACUAAAGUAGAUAACUUGAUAACACCAGUGGAGUUGAAAUUUAAAAAGAUAAAAUUGCCUUCCCAUGAUGGAAAUCAUUCGUGUCAAUUUUGGGAUUUUAACAAAGGUACGGCUGGUGACUGGUCUUCUGUCGGAUGCCGGUUGGUAAGUAAAGAUCGGAUUUACAUCACCUGCUUGUGUGACCAUCUAACAAAUUUUGCGCUUUUACUCGAUGUUGGUCAAUCUGGUUACAAUCCUGUUGAGUUACAAAUUAUCACAUGGAUCGGCUGUGGAUUAUCAUUAGCUGGAUUAAUGCUUACAGUAAUGAUAUACAUGUUCUUUAGAGAAUUACGCAAAAAACUCCCACCGAGAAUACUAAUCUGCCUUUGCAUCUCAAUGAUGGCUUUGCUAACCACAUUUCUCAUCGGUGCGGAACGAACAUCCUCACGAGUUGGCUGUCAAGUCGUGGCAGCACUACUUCAAUAUUUCAUGCUCACAACUUUUUGCUGGAUGUUUGUUGAAGGAAUUAACUUAUAUAGAUGCUUCGUUAAAGUUUUUGUUGACGCGUCAAAAAAGAAGUUUAUUUACAAAGCUAGUCUAUUUGCAUGGGGAUUACCAGUUAUGGUAGUUGUUGUAACAGUAGGUAUUGAACCUAACAAUCUUGGAAACGACAGAAUAUGCAUUAUUCAUGGUUAUUCAUUCUACUUUGGUGUACUACUCCCUAUCUGUCUAAUACUGCUGGUCAAUACAGGACUUUUGAUCUGUGUUAUUUUUAAAUUGUCAUAUGGAAAAGCAGGACAAGGAAAGCCAGGAAAGACGAAAAUCGCGCUACUUGGUCAAGCAAAGGUGGCUCUCAUGUGUAUCAUACUUGUGGGUGUAGCGUGGGCGUUUGGAGUGGUGGCUGUUGGAAAGGCAACGCCCUUUUUCCAAUGGUUGUUCUGCAUCUUUAAUUCCUUCCAAGGAUUUUGCAUAUUCGUGUUUUAUACAAUCAAAAACACAGCAGCAAGAAGAGAAAUACGAAAAUUCAUCAACAUCAAAAUUUUGAGACCUUGGUCUAAAGCCUGCCAAGGACCUAAGGACAGAGAUAGGAGCCGUACAAUCACCAGCACACGGGUCACAUCGUAAUCAACAUAACGGAAUAUCGAUAACAACAAUGUGGAUUUGGUUAAAGGAAACAUAUUGUGAUCCAACAUGGGACAGACAGACAGAUCGAUCAAUUAUUUUUCAAUGAUGUGUAAAAAAGGAGAGUACGGAAUAACCAUCCUCCAUCUCCCAUACUAUUAAUUUUAAAUAAAGUUAAAGAAAGGUGUUUUCAGAUCAUUUGUACCACCCAUCCAAAAAAAAUUAAGAGCGUUUCAUGACAUUUUAUAAAUCUUUAUUUGACGAGCUGAAGUAGAGCUCUUUGAUUAAGCUUUGGAUACUAUUACUCAUUGACUUUCUAAACACAUCUGUGCGUUUUAAGGCGUGAGUAUACAAAAAAAAUGUGAUAUUUUAAAAUGCUUUUAAUUCACCAAAACUUUAUUUUGAUAUAUUAUUGUAUAUAAUUUUAGAAAGCCUAUCUGAUUACCUAUAUAUGGUAUAAAAUUAUUAAGAAAAAAUAAAAUUUAAAGGUUUAAUAGACACGAAAAAAAAAUGACCCCUCUCCUAUCAAUCUUUUUUACAAAACUACUAAUUUCUCAAGUUUGCUGUUUGCUUUUUUGUGAUCACAAGACAUUGAUCUAAAAACUCUUUUUUAAUUUCCUAAUGUUUUUAACUUUUGGAGUUAUUUAGUAUUAAAAUUUUUCCACAAUUUUUAACCUCUAAUUGUCAAAAAACUCGUCAUAACUCGCGUUCUAAGAAUUAAAGAAAGCGUUUUUAGAUCAAACAUUCCUCUCCACGCUAAGCGUGCUCUCCAUCCCACAUCCUUUAUAGUUUUGUAAAAGAGAUUUAAAACCUAAGUGAUACUCUCUUAAAAACGCUGUGAAAAAGAGAACAGGUUUUUUUCACAUCUUCUGCUUAUGCUGCACGUGUUCGCUCACAUUCGCAAUUAUACACAGUUGAGUAUGGGUAAAACAAAAACAAACUCUAGAAAAAAAAUCAUCUUUUCGACUAGUGCUAGCUUGGGGAUCGGCAGUAGACACCUUUUGCUUUAAUCUUCUUUUAGUUGGCGAGUCAAAUAUUUUUGUUUUGGAUUUUCUUCUUUUUUUUGAUGAUAUAAAAGCUUUAUAACGAUUUAUGACGAUUUUUAUUCGCUGUUAAAUUAUAAAAUGGUUUUGCCAUGUAUUUCACAGUAAAAUAUAUUCAACUUCGGAAGGCAAAAAAGAAAAUAUCCUUAUGGGAAAUAGGAGAAAAACUUUAAAAGAAUCUUUUAACUACACACGAAUAUCAUUUUCGUCUUUGAGUCGGCUAUCAUUUAUAACCUUGAACAUACUUGAGUAGUAAAAAUUAAUACCCAAGAUGAUUACGCGUGAACAAAUAUUUGAUCUUUAUCGCAUAACAAAAAAAUAAUUUAUAAAAAAAGUAAUUUUUUUUUUUUUUUUUUGGGGGGGGGAUAAUAAUCUAUCUUAAAUACAUUUUUUAAAAAUAUUCUUUAAGCCCAGAUCUUUUUCUAUCUAACCACUGAAAAUUUUUUUUUUUAAAAAAACCCCAUUUUUUUCGUAUACUCACGCCUUAAGAAUUGAUUGUACUAUUGCGGACGUAUUAAUUAUGUACAUUAUUUUCGUAGUUUUUGUAUUUUUUUAACAGUUAGAUCACAUUUUUAAAAUAUACUAGAUAAAUCUUAUUAAUAAUAUUUUUGUAAGGCAGAACAUAAAAUUUAAUGUUAGCCUCCAUGAUGUAAGUUAAAAACAUUAUUACAUUGCAACAUUAUCUUUU